AUUGAAGACGUGCUGGCCACGGUCGCCUGCCUUCGUGGCCAUAAAUGGAACUCAAUGAUGAUCAAGCGUACUUACUUCGGAAACUGGCUUCGUGAUUAUAGCCAAGCUGUGGACGUUGGUACCCUACAGCGAGUUCAGGCCGAGACCAUACGUGUGCUUAUAUGGAUCCUGUCUUUCAUGUCGUUUGGAUAUGCGACGAGGGAGUUCGAAGUCACUGCGGAAAGGCUCGGGGUGUACAGGCCCGAAGAGCACAUUGAUAAUCCCAAAGACUAUGCAGACAACAAAGAUGCCCGACAAUAUGACCCCCGCCUGCGUGGACCUGUGUCGGAAGAGGAACUCGCUAUCGACCCUCACACCGGCAUGAAAAACUACAUCGCCAAUGAACGCGGCGGCUGGGCAACCUCGAGCGGUUAUGUGAAGUUCUCCUUCGCCCGUUCCAUUCACUUUGGCCGAAUGUAUACGCAUGGCCCAUCCGGCCAACGUGGCCGUGACGAAGAUCUUGCCGAAGCACUAAGAUGUUUAGGUCAGGGGUUACAUUGCCUUGAGGACUUUGGAGCUCACUCAAACUACGUGGAGCUUGUUCUCAGGGAGAUGGGAUAUAGCAACGUGUUCCCGCACACGGGCGUUCAGACUCAGAUCAAUCUCCAUGGCAAACAAGUGUACCCCUUGAUUACUGGCACAUUUGGCGGGGUCGACUUCCUCCACUCAGUGCUGGGUGAAGCAACGGAUCACUUUACACAAUCCGAAGUCGAUCAGAUGAACACGGCGCUAUCUGACGCAGCCGGGAUAACUGGAAAUAAACAGCGCGGUGCGGGCCACUCUGGAAAUCCGUGUAGUGCGCUUACAGAUGCGUUAAGCAAGGUCCCUGGUACCGGCGGAUUGAUACAGGAAGCUCUCAAUCUCCAAACCGCUUCAGACGCGCAGACUGCUUCCAACCGUGCAACAGCACAUUCUGAUGCCUACAGCAGCUCCCGAGCUGAUACGCAUGCACAGCCCAUGACGUUCGACGCACCACCCGGAGCCGUUGGUGGCCCUCCAGGACCUGAUAUUCCGGGCACAAAUACCGACCCUGCUACUAUCAUUCCCAAGAUCAUGCCAAUCCUCGAGUUCAGAGACAAGGUGGUACGCAAUAUAUCGGCCAUCAUCUCCAAGAUCCCUGGCUUGGAGAAGAUGAUCGAGACCAUCACGGAGCGUGUCACUCUAUUCGUGCUGUCCUUGCUCGCACCUUUCAUCAUGCCAAUCAUUGCAGCUGUUUCGAAGCAGUUAAAGACCGGUUCUUCGGCCGUUCUUGAAUCAGCGGCCAAUCACCAGUUCGAUGUAUGGAACAACCCCCACGGCACCGAUCCCACCCACUCCAUGCUUUCCAAGGACCAUUUCUCCAAUAUCCUAAAUGAGCCAGCCGGGCAUGUUGCCGCUGCAAUACUGCAAUACGUCGCUCCACGCAUCGUCUACGCCUGGGACCAUCCCGAUGUACCAGUUGACCAAGUACUGAACGACGUAACGAGCGUGAUGCACCAUCCGGCCAUCCGGGACAGCCGCAAUGAAGCGCACAGGAACAUGUUCGAGGUGGUGGAGAAGUGGGCUCGUAACUAUCGCAAGCACGACCUCAAUCACGCCCUCAGCUCCGAAUCGGUCCGCGCAGGCAGAAACCACGAAGGACCGCAGGACCUCGGCGAGGGAACUAUGAGCUACCACAGCCAUGCAGGGCACUCGCAAUCUCAUUCCGGAGUAGGCCACCAGCACUCUGGCUCCGGCAGCGGAGGCGGACUCUUGGGCAAUCUCACCGGCAAUCUUCCCGGCGGCGUAGGCCACCAAGUCGGCAAAGUCUUCAACAUCCUCGGAGGCAGUGGCGGUGGACACAGGACCCGCGAAGAAGUCGACUUCCGUCCCACCUCAUCCGGAGACCCCUAUCGACCCCCUCCGUCUCCCCAGCCCGCUUCAAACUGGGGAUCUUUCCAACCCUAUCAAUCUGCCUAUGCUGGAGUAGGCCAGGAGAACCAGGAACCAUAUCACGCUCCGCCGGAGUAUAACUACGGCGAUCCUGCGGCACAGGCACAUGGGCAUACAUCGGGAUAUGGACAUGGCGGCCAUUAUACCGGUGGUGGGGGCGUGGAGCCUGCGUAUGCGGUGCCGACGGCUUAUCAGCAGGGGUACGAGUAUCACCAACCGCCUCCACAGCAGGGAGGGUAUGGAGGCUAUGGGGGAGGAGGAGGAUAUGACCAGGAACCGUCGGGUACAAGUGGGAGGAAAUGGGGAGAGGGGGGUGGGAAUUCGGCGUGGUAGGAAAGUGGAGGCGGAGAGUUGGAAGGAGCUCCUAUGAGAAAGGUAGGAAAUGUGCUUCUAUACCGUGUCUUAUGACUGCGUCUCAAAUGAAAGACUCGAGUAAUCAUGA
This is a messenger RNA of Westerdykella ornata, 2392 nucleotides long. Its product is annotated as Het-C-domain-containing protein. The record is from RefSeq and is a predicted model, not a curated record. The coding region runs from base 55 to 2283 and encodes 742 amino acids. The transcript has 6 exons. Lineage: Eukaryota; Fungi; Ascomycota; Dothideomycetes; Pleosporales; Sporormiaceae.